AGAGUGUUGUUAUCAAAAAUAUAUAUAUAAACCAAAACUUUUUGAUACUGAUAGUGAAUAUUAUAAUUAUUUGUUAAUAAAUAUUGCAAAACUUAAUUUACAAACAGAAAAUCGUAAUUAUGAAAGACUUAAAGAAAAGAUAAAAAAUACUUUUGAUUUAAAUUUAUUAAAAACAGGAGGUCAAAUUGAUAAUAAGAUAGAAAAUUCUUUAACAUUAACUACAACUCAGAAAGAUAAUUUGCAAAAAAAACGGCUUGAACAAAAACGAAUAGUUCAAAGAUACAACAAUCUACAAGAUAAUAUUAAUGAUAAAACUCAAAUUACUAUUGAUACAAUACUACCAAAUAAUUUAAAAGAACAACUUAAUAAUAUACAUAAAGAACAUUUAUCAUUAUUAUUAUAUAAUCAAAAAUAUAAUGAAUUUGUAAAACAAAUACGUAAUGAGACAGGUUUAGAAAAACUAAAAAAUGAAUGGAUUAGAAAAAUUAAUGAAUCAGAUUUUACAGAAGAUGAUAAACAAAGUCUUCAUAAAAUACAAGAAAAGCAAAUUCGAGAAUUAGAAAAAGAUCAGCCUGGAACUAAUGAUUAUCAACAUAUAAGAAGAGAACAUGUUCAAGAUUUAUCAAAUAAUAAAGAAGAUAAACAAUUACUUGCAGAAGAAGAAAAAUAUGAUUUGUUAAUUCAAACCUUAGAGCAAGAAUAUCUUGAGACUCCAUGUGAACAAAAUAAAUUACAAGAAUUGCAACAAGAAUUAUAUCUAAAAAGAAAUUUUAAAUUAAAUCAUAAAGAUAUUAGCACAUUCUCAGAAGCUUUUGAAUUAUUAUUAAAUAAUGUAAUAUUAAAAGAAAAUGUUUAUUGUUUACUUCAAGAGUUGUUAUUAGGAUAUUUAAAAGUAUUCCCACAUGAGAAUGAUGAUAAUAAAAAGACAUUAUUAGAAAAAAUCAAGGAUAAUCUUCAAGAAAAAGAAUAUUUAGAAAUGAUAGAUAAUAUUCUUAGCAAAUAUAAAAAACAUGAUCUUGAUGAAAAAGAAGAAGAAUAUCCAAAAAAACCUAAAAUAGAUGAUGAGAAUCUAUCUAAAGAAGAAGAAGAUUUAUCUAAAAAUAAUGAAAAAGAAAAUAAAUCAAAAAAUAAUUAA
This is a messenger RNA of Dentiscutata erythropus, 1135 nucleotides long. The record is from the annotation of a GenBank genome assembly. Lineage: Eukaryota; Fungi; Glomeromycota; Glomeromycetes; Diversisporales; Gigasporaceae.